Molecule: messenger RNA, 608 nt
Organism: Mytilinidion resinicola
Lineage: Eukaryota; Fungi; Ascomycota; Dothideomycetes; Mytilinidiales; Mytilinidiaceae
Exons: 1
Coding region: 134-529 (131 amino acids)
Source: RefSeq, a predicted model, not a curated record
AUGGCGAUCGCGCGAUGAGCUAGCUUAGUCAGCGUGCAUUCCCACAUCAUCUUCUCUGAACAUCUAUUCUUCCAUCCUAAACACCACUAUCACCACAGGACCAAGCAACAAAUGAAGUCUCGCUAUACGCUAGAUGCCAGCCUUGAUACUUGGAGGUCCAACGAUUAGAACCCGGCGUUCCCCGCUUGUAUGGAUCAUAUACAUCGUCCAUGUCAUCCCCGCAGCUCGAAUCGGUCAAGCCUCGCGCCCUACCGCUAGGAUGGCGCUUGAGGCUGGUGCAGAAGAAGUCGAAAAGAGGGGGGAUGUGUACUUGAUGGAAAGAAGGGCGUGCAUCAUGCGUCGUCCGGGAUGUCUGAUGCUUACACAGAGCGGUAGGUCAGGCGACUUCCUUUGUUCCUAUUUCAUUUUCGCGUUUUAUUUAUGGAAUAUUUCCUCUACAAGCUCUUUGUUCCCUUGUUGUACAAGAAUGGCUAGCUUGCUGGUUUUACAAUAUUGUUCCGCUAGUGCAGCGCGCACGUCACGUGCCUAGCACCAAGCUGGCAUAGGUAUGCCUCGAGGUACAGUAUUAGGACAUUAGCAUUGCACUCUCUUUGACCACGGAUUCAACU